Molecule: messenger RNA, 655 nt
Organism: Paramuricea clavata
Lineage: Eukaryota; Metazoa; Cnidaria; Anthozoa; Malacalcyonacea; Plexauridae
Source: the annotation of a GenBank genome assembly
ACUAACUAUUACUUGGUAUGCGAACAAGAAAUCUUUCUUGUUUCAAUGUGAACUUGGUGGUAAGCUGAAGGACUUAGUGAUUAACUUAUGCAGUAAUAAAACCCAAAUUCACGAAUCUGAAACGAAUGAGAAUAAAAUUGUUGACCGAUUACUUAAUGAAUUUUGCGACGUUAAGACGAAAGUUCGUCAGUUGUCUGCAGUUAUGAAUAAUCUUUCUGAAGACAUUGCCAUGGUUACAAAUUAUAUUAAAUCUCAAGAUAUUGGUUCCAAAAGCGCGAAGUGUAAUGUUGCUGUGCAAACGGAUUUGUAUCCAGCAAACGAGACCACUAAUCAAACUCAAGUGUGUAGCCCUGCCCCAGUCAUAAUGGAAUUAGAUCUAGUUAUAAUGGAAUCAAAGUUCAAUCGAAUAUGUACAGAAAUUGCCGAUAUACAAAAGAAUCAAAAAGAGAUAACGCAGCAUGUAAACUGCAAGUUGGAUUCAGAUGCCUAUUUAAUCGAAAAUGAAAAAUUCAUUGAUCAAAUUCAAGCAUUAAAUUCGGAAAUGGAAAAUUACAAAGCAAAUUCGAAUAAUGCAGGAAAAUCUUUAGGCGACAACAAACGUGCCCAACAACAUAACAACAUAACAAUUCAAAUAGAACAAAAGAAGCACCCAGAC